UGUACCUGGGGGUGAGGGGUACCAGGCCGGUGCUGAGGCUGGGUGGGCGUCGCUGGUGGGCAGACCCCUGGGCGGGGCCCAGGCAGGGUUACUGCAGGCGGGGCGUUAGUCCCGCCCCAAGAAGGCGGGAGAGGAGCCAGAGCCUGGCCGCGGGCUGGGCGGUGCUGCAGCUCCCGCCGGCCGGCUUCGUCCAGCUUUGUCCUGCGGCCCCUUUUCCAGACCGUCCUGGCCGCGCCCAGCCCCCUCUCGCCAUGCCGCCCGCGGGGCCCCGCGGGACCGCGCCGCUCGCUGCCGUCGUCCUGCUGGUGCUUGGGGCUCCUCUGGCACUGGCGAGUGAAGACUGCUUGUGGUAUCUGGACCGGAAUGGCUCCUGGCAUCCGGGAUUUGACUGCGAGUUCUUCACCUUCUGCUGCGGGACCUGCUACCAGCGGUACUGCUGCAGGGACCUGACCUUACUCAUCACCGAGAGACAGCAGAAACACUGCCUGGCCUUCAGUCCCAAGACAAUAGCAGGCAUCGCCUCUGCUGUGAUCCUCUUUGUUGCUGUGGUGGCCACCACCAUCUGCUGCUUCCUCUGUUCGUGUUGUUACCUAUACCGAAGACGCCAGCAGCUCCAGAGCACGUUUGAAGGCCAGGAGAUUCCUAUGACAGGCAUCCCAAUGCAGCCAGUAUACCAGUACCCCCUGGAUCCCAAAGCUGGCCCUGCACCUCCACAGCCUGGUUUCAUGUACCCACCUAGUGGUCCUGCUUCUCAAUAUCCUCUCUACCCAGCUGGGCCCCCAAUCUACAACCCUGCAGCUCCUCCCCCUUAUAUGCCACCACAGCCCUCUUACCCAGGAGCCUGAAGAGACAACUGUGGCUCUGCGGUCCCUUCCAUGAUGCCAUUUUUUUUGGGGGGGGGAGAGUCCUCAUCCUGUAUCUGCAUCUAGCCCUGAGGGUGGGCAUGGGUCUUCUAGUCACCAGGCCCCAGGUCAAGCCAAGCCUUGGGCCCUGCUGAGGACAGAGCCCCAGAGAAGUGGAACGUGAUCCGAGCUGGAACCAGGCCGUGGAUGAGGGGUGGAUAGGGAGGGCUUGGGAUUCGCGAGCUAUUUUUACUGGGAGACUGGGAGUAAGAUGAGAGCCCAGGUCACAGUCUCUGUUUUCAAGUAGUCCCUCUGCUCCCAGGACCCCAGUCUGAAAGGUGGGGCCCCUCCUAUUUGCCCAGUUUGGGCUGAGGUGGAGACAAGUGGUGGUGGUGGGGGGGCUUCUAUCAACAGCUGGCCACAGCCCUUCCCUCUGGCUGCCCGAUUGGCCGGAGCCCAGGCCUCAUGGAUUAAAGCUGUAAUGGUAUAACUCA
Molecule: messenger RNA, 1336 nt
Organism: Mastomys coucha (southern multimammate mouse)
Lineage: Eukaryota; Metazoa; Chordata; Mammalia; Rodentia; Muridae
Gene: Shisa4
Product: shisa family member 4
Exons: 5
Coding region: 252-845 (197 amino acids)
Source: RefSeq, a predicted model, not a curated record